UACAGAGUAGAAAUCAAUACAAAAAUAUAUUGGAGCUCUGCCUCCUUCUUCCUUCCUUCCCUCUCUUCCAUGUGUAAGAGUUAAGGUUGAGCUAGGGUUAAGAUUUGGGUUCUAUCAGAGAAAGACAGAGAGAGAUCUCCUCUUUCAUUCUGCAUUGCCCACUUUGUAGUGGACGAGGUAAUCUCACCAGUUAUUUAUCAAAUACCCAUAAUUCAGAUUUCGCAGAUUUUCUCAUUGACGCUUUGAAUCCACUCUCUUUUACCCUUUUGAUCGAUAUCCACGAAAUAAAAAUUGAAAUUGUAAAGUGGGUCGAUUCUCUUUUCUUUUUUCUUUUUCUUCAAGUUUUGAAUUUUUGCCCUUAAUUUUUGUUUGAGGAGUGGGAUUAGGGUUUUUGGUAGUGGGUGUUUCCUUUCUUGGUGGGUUUUUUAGGCUUUUGUUGGAUCGCAACUGGGUACUGCUCCAAUUCUGCAGUUUUGGACCAAUUAGGGUUUGAUCAGUGCAAGGAACUGAGUAGUAUUGGGAUCAUCGCGGCCCUGCAUCGAAUGAGCAUAAGCUCCGAUCUUUCGGGGAAUGGAAUUGUGGAUUUGGCAGUGCUGGGUGAGUACAUAAACUCUGAGAUUGCAUAGAAUUAUGGAAAGUGUUGUUUUUCUAAGCAUGGAAGAAGAUUGCACAUAUUGAAUUGGGUACAGGAGUGAUCAGAGACUUGCCGAAUCGUUAUUUUGGAGCAAAGGGCUUCUGGGUUUUUGCUGCUUUUACAUGCUUGAUCUUCAGCUGGGAAUCAAUUUCGUUUUGGUAUUUGGUAAUAAGGGGUAGCUGAUAUAUUGGAUAUAUUGUAUUGGCCCAUAAGGCAACACAGACGAUUAGGUUGUGGUGGACUGUUUUUUGUUUCUCAAAAAACCAUUCUGGUUAACUUAGUUUGAACAACAUUCUUGGCAGAAAAGCUUUUGGAGUAGUUAGUUCGGAUUUGUGUUGCAGUUGUUUACAUUGAGGUCGUGCUUGUGCUGAGCCUUGAUUUUUCAAGUGAAUUUGGUGUGAUAUCUCAUUGACGUGCCGGCACAUCUGUGUGAAAAGGAUUAAAGGACUGGUUGAAGUGACUGAGAAGCUAAUGGCGGAUUUUUGAUACUGGGAAUGAAUGCGGGGACAUGGUGCAUGGACAGGAGCAUAGUUGCUGGUUCGUUCCCUUUCUGGAACAGUGCUACUGGAAACUAAUUUUUUGUUCAUUGGAAGAUACUGGUUUUUGGUACUGUCAGGCUUUAUGCAAUGUCGCGCUGCUUUCCAUUUCCUCCACCUGGAUAUGAAAAAAAGACUAGGACAGAUGAUGUUGACUUGCUGAAAAAGGAGAAACACAGAGAAAAGAAGCAUAAAAAGGAAAAGAAGGACAAAGAGAAGAGAGAGAGUAAAGAUAAAAGUGAAGGAAAGCAUCGGGAAAAGAAAGACAAGAAGGAAAAAAAGAAAGACAAAAAGAAGGAUAAGGAGAAAGAUAGGGACCUGGUUAAAGACAAAACAAGUACUUCAGACGAGAAGAGAGUUCCAGGAAAGACCGAGGGUCAUGGUGAAGAGAGAUACAUUCAGAAAGAGUACAAGGGCAACUGUAUUGACAAGAGAUAUACGGGGCAAAUUGGAGGUCAUCAGGCAGAGAAACUCAGUCAGUACUGUCAUCCGGCUGAGCAAAACCAGAAUUCUGUAUUGGUGGAGUUGGGUAGGAGGAGUAAAGAUGAGGCCAGGGCAAUCAGUAACCAUCUGGUUGGGAAGAUUACUGAAUCAGACCGAAAGAAGGAUGAGGGGAUGGUCAGAUUGCUGGCCGAGGGUACUGACAUUUUGGCCGAAGUUAAGGAAAAGAACAAGGACAGGAGAGUUGAUGACAGAAGGACAUAUGGGCAAGGAGUCAGGGGUGCAGCACAGAUUAGUGGGAACACGAUGGUUCAGAACCUUGUUGGUGUCGUUGAACCUAAAGUUGAAGGACUUUCCAGACCAUUGGCAAGCAACAUGGAUAGAGAUAUUGAUGGAAAAGAAAAGGCCAAAGAGAAGGAAGGUGAUGAUAAACGAGGAGAAAAACGCAAGGAAAAAGAUAGAGAGAAGAAAAAACAAGGGAGAGACAAGGACAAAGUUAAAGAGAAGAAAAAGGAAGCGAAAGCAAAGGAGAAAAAUGAAUCCAAGAAUGGAGAGCCAGACAAAGAGGAGAAAAAGGAAGAGAAAGCAAAGGAGAAAAAUGAAACUAAGAAUGCAAAGCCUGAUAAAUUAAGAAAGAGCGAUAAAGAGGAUCACAUAGAUUCCCAUAGUGUCAAAACCUCCCAACUUUCGAAGGACAGCAACAAAAGUGCUGGUGCUGAUGGAAAUCUGAAGAAAAGAAAGGACAUACAGACGAAUGGAAUUGUGCAUGCCAAUGAUAUUAGGCCCAGUAAACUGUUGAGACCUUCCUCUUCCUCUCAUUCAUUGCCUGUAAAUGGGAGAACACUGGAAUCUUGCCAAACUUCCAUCCCAUAUGUUUCAGAUACGCUGGGUGCUGCAAAUAACGUUAAGGUGGACAUUAAGGACUGCAAGAUAAAUGGCAUUGUUGAAGCUCCGUCAUUGGCUGUCUCCACUGCAAAGCCGACAUCUACAGCUACACAGGUUGUUCCUGUUGCUGAAGCAUGCAUGAGACCACCCCAUCCGGAUUCCAGAUAUCUAAGCCAUGUUUAUUUGGUUCCGAAGUUGGACGAAGUGCCGGAUCAUGACGAUCAAGAUUGGUUGUUUGGGUGCAGUGAUGCCCAAUCAAAGAAACCCAAGGCGGAAUCUUCAGGGUUUGAGGAGACACCUGAGGUAUGGUCAGAGGUUCUGCGGAUAGAGUCGGCUGAUAUUCAUGCCCUGCCGUAUGUCAUUCCAUAUUGAACAACUCAAAUGGGCACACUUCACCUCGUGACUCUGGUGUGGGCAAACCCUUGAUAGGACCACACUAGAGCAAAAGCUACAAAGGCUUCCGGGCACCUUAGACAGUUUUUGAGUUUUCUAGCUGCAUUCAUGUGAUCAAGCACUAGAGCAAAAGCUAGAAAGACGUCUCAAACACAAAUGUCGUCACACGUCACGGGGACACACUCAACACGUAAUGGCAUGCUUGGGGACCGGGCUCGCUAUUUGGAUUCAACGGGUGGUUUUCCCCAACGGCUAAUUCAUUCGAAACGGAAAGUUUCAUAAACGCGACCAAGUGAAAUGGUUUGCGUAGAAAGGGAGAUAGAUAUAUAUAAGGCUUGUGCAUUUUUUGUUGUCAUUUGGUUAGGAGCUGAGAAGCUCAUCCUAAUUGAGCAUUUGAGAAAACUAGAUGUGGUAUAUUUGCAACCCCACCUCAAUUUUGAUUUGUAACAUAGAACAGCUCCUAUUUUCAUAAAUUGUAAGAUAGUAGAAGGAAGGGGGAAAGUAGUUGCAUAAUUCGAUUGGCCUCUCAUUAUUGUUCUUCCCCAUUCAGUGUU
This is a messenger RNA of Malus domestica (apple), 3443 nucleotides long. RefSeq lists its product as uncharacterized. The record is from RefSeq and is a predicted model, not a curated record. Lineage: Eukaryota; Viridiplantae; Streptophyta; Magnoliopsida; Rosales; Rosaceae.